UCUAGUUUGUGUUCAAAAUGGCGGAGAAGUGGUCAACUUUGAUUGCAGAAUUUAUUAACGUCACCGGCGUUAAUAGGGAUAGAGCAAAGUCAUUAUUAGAUGCGACUAAUGGCAAUCUUGAAAUGGCCAUUGAGAUGCAUUUUGACUCAUGUACUACGGAGAAUCAAGCCUCGUCAUCUCUAGUCCAAGAUGGAGCCAUUGAAAGCAGUGCUUCUAGUUCAAGAUCCGACCUGCACCCGAACAGCAUGGAAGAUAAUGUGCGUGCCCCAAUUCCACAGACGAGAGGCAUCUUGGUGGAAGAACCUUACUCUUCAUUUAGUAAUCGGAAAAGAACAUCAAGAUCUGUGUUUGAUGCCUUCAGAGACUUCCAGGCAGAAGCAAGACAACAAGAAUUAGAGGCUGCUGGAGAAGCAGGUGCUUCAAAGAGAAAAACGCUAGAAGAUUUAUUCAGACCUCCCAUAGACUUACUUCACAAGGGAACUUUUGAAACUGCUAAAACAAGUGGACAACAGCAGUCUAAAUGGUUAUUAGUUAAUGUACAAGACGUCAAAGAAUUUCGAUGUCAGCAGCUGAACAGAGAUGUAUGGAGUAAUGAACAAGUUCGAAAGAUGAUCAGAGAACACUUUGUCCUUUGGCAGGUUUACAAAGAUACUGAUGAAGGAGAACGUUUUAUUCAGUUUUACCAUGUAUCAAGCUUUCCUUAUCUAGCAGUAGUGGACCCUAGAACAGGUGAGAAGCUCAUGAACUGGGGAUUUAUGGAUGCUUCAGCAUUUUGUGAAAAUGCAACAGAAUUCAUUUUCAACCACUCUGGUCUAAAAGAAGAAACUCCUCCAGCUAAACGAAAGAAAAGGGAGUCAAUUGUUGAUGCAUCUGAAGAUUCCCAACUUGAAGCAGCCAUAGCCGCUUCUCUUCGCUACUCAACCUCAACUGUUAAUGAUAAUGGCAGUCGUGAUGGUGAUGGCAAUGAUGGUGAUGAUGAUGACGAUGAUGAUCUUAGAUUUUCUGAUUCAGAAGAUGAUGAAGAAACAUGGAAACCUCAAAAAAUAUCAAAAGGAAAAACUACAAUUAACACUUUAAUGAAUAAUAAAAAUCCAAAGGACAGUACAGCUAGCACUUCAUCUAGUAAUGCUUCAAAAGACAAUGUAGAAAAUGAGAAAAAUAGUCACACUUCUUCAAGCUUGGGGGGAGUUGUUACAUGUAAGUCAGACACUGGAAAUACAAAUGAGGCAGAGGAAGCCAGCACAGGAGUAUCUUCGACAUCAUCAUCUACUGUUAGCUCUACCAUAUCGUCUAGUUAUAACAUGGAAUGCUAUAAUAAGUGGAAAAAGGAAACUGAUGAAAUGUGUAAAAUAAUGCUACGCUUUCCAAAUGGGGGAAGAAAACAAGUCUCCCUCAGUGCAGAAGCACCACUUCUGGCUCUGGUACAGUUCGUCCAGUCAGAGGGUUACCCAAAUGAAAAGUUUGAAAUGCUUACGAAUUUUCCCAGAAAAAAGUUAUCAUACCUGGACUUCACAGUAACAUUGAAGGAGGCUGGUUUAUACCCUCAUGAGACUGUAUUUGUCCAGGAACGAUGACCAUUGGAAACAUGUCCUACCGUUCUUUAAAUCCCAUGCAAUAACCAUCCUUGCACAUGAAGAUACCCAGUAUACAGCUAUUUCAGAAAAGGUUGGUGAAGGUUCUGUUGCAUGUUGUAUACCAAGCCCCAAAUGCCACUAUAGGCGAUAAGAAUAAAAUCAGCGAAAGGUCACGAUAAUGUUAGCCUGCGCUGUGUCUGGAAUUUUCUGUCGUAAAGUUUACGAGUAAAUGUUCGGAGGCACGCAGGCUACAGUAAUGUGAACUUUUGGAAUUUUCCCAAUCUUUGUAUAUGCAUUUGUUCGACAUUAUUUACAUCAUUAAUUCACAUUACAUUUAUGGAUUGGUAUGCAAUGUGCAACAAAACUUUCACCAACCUCUGUUGAAAUAGUUGUAAACAGACCAUCGCCACUCAAGGUUCUUUUAUUUGCACUGUACUAAUGCUGGGAAAACUGUUAUGUUUUCCUCCGAUCUUUAAAUCUUUAGUUUCUACUGUUACACACAUUUGAAAGCCAAAGUUGGCAAACAUGACAAGAUGGGGUUGCUGUAGAAAAAUAUUUUCUUGUACAAACCAGGUCAUGCUGUAUCCACAAAUUAUAUUGAGAACGAAUGCUCACUGAUAACAUUCCUGACAAGUUUUUCAUUAGCAUUAGUCCAUUUUCUGUUGGUGUAUGAUAAACCACAACUGACAAAGUAUAUUAUAAUCAUGUGUUAUUAUGUAAUACCUAUUCAGAAACAAAAACAUGUACAUUGUAAAAUUAAAGCUAUAUUUUAGAAA
Molecule: messenger RNA, 2350 nt
Organism: Actinia tenebrosa (Australian red waratah sea anemone)
Lineage: Eukaryota; Metazoa; Cnidaria; Anthozoa; Actiniaria; Actiniidae
Product: UBX domain-containing protein 7
Biological process (GO): proteasome-mediated ubiquitin-dependent protein catabolic process
Cellular component (GO): nucleus
Molecular function (GO): ubiquitin binding
Source: RefSeq, a predicted model, not a curated record